Molecule: messenger RNA, 1415 nt
Organism: Magallana angulata
Lineage: Eukaryota; Metazoa; Mollusca; Bivalvia; Ostreida; Ostreidae
Exons: 3
Coding region: 89-1228 (379 amino acids)
Source: RefSeq, a predicted model, not a curated record
ACUGGUGACUGUCACUCGGCGUCUUCAGAGGGACCCGGGACUCGACACCUUUCUAUCGUCAAGGGAUCUUAAUUAUAGAGUCUCCAAUAUGAGGACGGUUUGUUUGGGGUUGGUGCUUUUAGUAUCAGUUGCCAGUGCGCAGCUGUCAUUGAGGAGAUUUCCUUCUGCCUUGCGUCUAGGUGAUAUAGAUGACAAUCCCUAUACACUGCGAGGACCUUUCGCGAGAGGUAUUCGUCGCGCACCAAGGCUCAUCAACCCGCUACGCUUGGACGACGACAACGACUGGUUACGUUCCGGGUCACUGCUCAGAAGAACCAGAUCACCCCUAGUCCGAAGAGGACAAUUAGCUACCAGGGGGCUCACGAGAGGGCUAAGAAGAGGUUUAUACUUGGAUGACGACAGUGACAAUUGGUACACUUCAGUGAUGAACAGAGGAAGGAGGCUAGCAAGAGGAGGCCUGUUUGGCAGAAUGAGAGGAGAUGAUGAUGACAACUGGGCCACUUCGGUGAUGAACAGAGGAAGGAGGCUAUCAAGAGGAGGCAUGUUUGGCAGAAUGAGACGAGACGAUGAUGACAACUGGGCCACUUCGGUGAUGAACAGAGGAAGGAGGCUAGCAAGAGACGGCCUGUUUGGCAGAAUGAGAGGAGAUGAUGAUGACAACUGGGCCACCUCGGUGAUGAACAGAGGAAGGAGGCUAGCAAGAGGAGGCCUGUUUGGCAGAAUGAGAGGAGAUGAUGAUGACAACUGGGCCACCUCGGUGAUGAACAGAGGAAGGAGGCUAGCAAGAGGAGGCCCGCUUGGCGGACUUACAGGAGAUGAUGAUGAUAAUGAUUGGAGAUCUCCUUUCUCCAGAUCAAGAGGUGCCAUGGGCAGAAUGUUCCGUAAUCCUUGGAUGAACAACGACGACGACAAUUGGAGCCGACCCGACAGGCUUGGGUUGAGAUCUCUAGGUCUCGGACGAACCUCGCUCAGCCAAAGAUUUGGAUCAGUUGAUGACGACAAUAAUUAUGAAAAUAUGUUCGGACGAGGAGCAUUGAGCAAUGGUCUGCAAGGGCUGAGAAAUGCUGCAGCGACAUUGCGACUUGACAAUAACGAUGACAAUGCAAUAAGUCCCCUCCUUCCUACGCCACAGCUUAGCCUCGACGACGAUGAUGACGACAGAUUCAGUAGUCUCAGUUCUCUUCGCUCAUCGCUUGGCGGUCCACUUGGAGGUCGCCGCUUUUUUUAGAACAUUGAAAAUAAAUAUGGAUAUGGACACCAUAUCAGCCAUGCUUUAUGUGACUUAUUUUUUAAAGUAUGAAUAGAUUUAGUAUUUUGAAAAAAAGUAACUAAUUGUCAAAUUUAUCAAAAUUUGUAGAUGGGUUGCAUCUAGUGAUGAAACGUUUAACAGGUUUUAUACUAUGUCCCGAGUUUUU